Messenger RNA from Andrographis paniculata, 1847 nucleotides. RefSeq names its product heptahelical transmembrane protein 4-like. Gene Ontology annotation, cellular component: membrane. The record is from RefSeq and is a predicted model, not a curated record. The transcript is spliced from 4 exons. Gene Ontology annotation, molecular function: signaling receptor activity. The coding region runs from base 404 to 1567 and encodes 387 amino acids. Lineage: Eukaryota; Viridiplantae; Streptophyta; Magnoliopsida; Lamiales; Acanthaceae.
CAGAAGCAUCUCCGCAUCAUUCCCAAGCAUCAAUUUUGUUAAUUUCUUCCCAUCAGACGUGUGUGAUCGAUAAGCUCCGCCAUUUCCCUUUUCCGUGUCUUUAAAACCAGAAGAUCAGAGAGGGCUUGCACAUGGCUUUGUUGCGGCAUUGAAUGGUGGCUUUCAAUUAAUUUCGUCCUAAUUUUUUGGCCUCGUAAUUGCUCCCGUACUUCUUGUUGAAUCCGCCGUCCGCGAGGACAAGCUGGGGCCAUUGGGACGAUUUCUUUUAUGCUAGGUGGGAUAUGUGUUUGGAGUUACUACAAAUAGCUUGAAUAAUCACGUUGAUUUUGGUUCCUCCAUUGGCGGCUGUUUGGUCCUGCUUUGAAGGUUAAUUUUGGUGGUUAAUUUGUGAAUUGGAGACACGAUGGGCGGGAAUCAGGGGAAUUGCGACUCUGAGAAGCCGUUGAUGGAAUUGACUGAGAAUGAGGGGUUAAUUUCUUCGUCCAGAGAAGGGAAAGGGAAGAGAUUGUGGAAAAAGGUUAAGUAUCAGUUGGUAGAGUACCACUCGUUGCCUGGUUAUUUGAAGGACAACGAAUAUAUUCUUGGCCAUUACAGAUGUGAAUGGCCUUUGAAGCAGGUCUUGCUCAGCGUUUUCACCGUUCACAAUGAGACUCUCAAUGUUUGGACGCAUUUGAUAGGGUUCUUCCUUUUCCUAGCACUAACCAUUUACACUGCUAUGAUGGUUCCAAAUGUUGUGGACCUUCAUAGACUACAAAACUUACCUGAUGUGUUGAGAAAAGCUGAUUUUCAGAAAAUUCAUACAGAAUUGGCUACUUGCCUUCCAUCUUUCUCUAAUUGGCAUGUUAUGGAAGCUCUCUACAACUGUUUGCCGGACAGACUUUCCAGCAGCAACCACAGCAAUACUUGUGUUUUGCAUAGCAUGAGAGAUGACGUGGCAAAUAUAAUAGCGCCACUGCUGACAAGGCCAAUCACACGAUGGCCGUUCUUCGCAUUCCUAGGGGGGGCGAUGUUCUGCCUGUUAGCCAGCAGCACGUGCCACUUACUAUCCUGCCACUCCGAGCGCGUUUCUUACAUCAUGCUCAGGCUCGACUACGCAGGAAUUGCUGCGCUCAUCUCGACAUCCUUCUACCCCCCUGUCUACUACUCCUUCAUGUGCUAUCCGAUCUUCUGCAAUCUCUACAUGGGAUUUAUAACAGUCCUUGGAAUCGGGACAAUCUUGGUAUCCCUCCUCCCGGUUUUCCAAACACCCGAAUAUCGCAACAUUCGCGCAGCGCUGUUCUUCGGGAUGGGAUUCUCCGGCGCAGCGCCUAUAUUGCACAAGCUCAUCUUAUUCUGGAACCAGCCGGAGGCACUUCACACGACUGGAUAUGAAAUCUUGAUGGGCGUAUUUUACGGAUUGGGAGCUCUCGUUUAUGCGCUGAGGAUCCCGGAGAAGUGGAUGCCCGGGAAAUUCGACAUUGCCGGCCACAGCCACCAGCUCUUCCACAUUCUGGUGGUGGCCGGGGCCUACACGCAUUAUCGGGCCGGGCUCGUCUAUCUGAGAUGGAGAGACCUACAAGGGUGUUGAGAGGUUAGUAUUUUUCAGUAGUUGUCUUGAUGCAGUAUUUACCUACUUGGCUUAGCAAAUUUCACUUUUAUGUGCUGGAGUUAUGCUGUGGGAAAUUUGCUGUUGUGUGUACCAAAAUUUGAAAUGAAUAAUGAAGGAAAUACAUAGACAGAAAGAAAAAAUAAUAAUAAUAAAUUGAUGAAAUGCAAUUUGUGAAUAAAAAGGAUUUGUAAAUGGUUUCGGAGGAACAUUAAGGAUUGCAACCAUAUGUUGUGCAAAUUAUUGGAGUUUCAUCUUCCAA